Molecule: messenger RNA, 522 nt
Organism: Penicillium taxi
Lineage: Eukaryota; Fungi; Ascomycota; Eurotiomycetes; Eurotiales; Aspergillaceae
Exons: 1
Coding region: 1-522 (173 amino acids)
Molecular function (GO): protein binding
Source: RefSeq, a predicted model, not a curated record
AUGGAUGCGAUUCUAGAUGUGUACGAGGCAGUCUCCCAGUUUAAUUACAUUAAUCAAGCCGAUGCCAUCUCCACCAGCGAGGUAGUUGAACGAGUCCUUUCUUUGGCGAAGAAAAAUAACAUGUUGGAUCGCAAUAUAACUGAGCUGACACCUGUUAAUACUAUUGAUAGAGUUGACGUCUGCUGUCAGCUCUGUUCAUUGAUUUUUUGGAAGUUGCUUCAAAAUCCAAUACGUCUUGAAUCUGGCAUCCCCGUGGCCAAUGUGGAAGAUACCAAAUUACUCAUGCAAACUUUGACGAAAAUAGAGUCUCAGUACUGGAUCAAGAAGGCUCCAGAAGCAUUAACAUGGAUCGUGUUCACAGGGGCCGCCGCAUCCGCCGAUGAGAAGGAUCGAGGAAAAUUUAUUCAGAUUGGAGGACUUUUCCUGGCAGCAAUUGAUUCGGACAGCCUGGUGUUGAUAAGACAAGGUUGGAGGUACUUCAGUGUAUUGAAGAGGCUGGCUGGUCUUUCAUUCCAAGGUUGA